Molecule: messenger RNA, 646 nt
Organism: Phycodurus eques (leafy seadragon)
Lineage: Eukaryota; Metazoa; Chordata; Actinopteri; Syngnathiformes; Syngnathidae
Gene: spag8
Product: sperm associated antigen 8
Exons: 6
Coding region: 212-646 (144 amino acids)
Biological process (GO): positive regulation of transcription by RNA polymerase II
Cellular component (GO): cytoplasm; nucleus
Molecular function (GO): microtubule binding
Source: RefSeq, a predicted model, not a curated record
UGAAUGGGCAAUAUGACGUCACAUUCGCUCGCUACGUGGAUGAUUUCCUUAAAGGUUUAUAAAGUCCUGUGUGUUUACACCGUAACCAUGGAGACACCUCCGUCGUCGGGACGCAAGUUGCUGCUGCGGUGCACUCGUUUAAAAGCAGUUCACUGACGCCCGUCUCAUCUUAGUCUUGGUUUAUACGAUAUAUUUGCCUAAAAUUGCUGAAAUGGCGGACGUAAAUCAACGUAAUGACGGUCCCGAAGAGCAAACAAGGGAGCAAAUCCUGAGGUAUGGACACAAGGGAAUACUCACCAUGAACACGGGGUCUAAAAUGGAGAAUAUCACCACCUUGAAAGCUGCAUUUGCCCCUCCAAAGAGUCCAGGGGUGAGACUGCGGGGCAUCAGGUCUGAGCUUUUGGAAAGAAGAAUUGCCCAGAUAAUAAAAGACAAGAUUCAUGCAGAACGCAACCCGCCGCUUCCCCAAACUGAUUUCUCCACCACAACCCAGAGGGAUUUUCGAGUUGAGGGAUUUGUACCCCAAACAACAAAAAACAACCGCUUUCAUGAUUAUAAAACUGAGCAGGCCAUCAGCUAUUGGAGUGAAAAUUACCAGCGGAUUCAGGGUAGUGAGUGCGGUAGAGAGCCCGAACACACCCUUUAG